AUGCUAGGAUGUAAGCCUGCAGAAACACCACUGGAGCCUAAUAUUCAUCUGAAGAGCAAGGAAGGAAAUCCAGUUGAUAAAGGCAACUAUCGAAGAUUAGUUGGUCGGUUGAUAUAUUUAUCUCAUACUCGACCUGACAUAGCAUUUGCCGUGAGCUUGGUCAGCCAAUAUAUGCAUGACCCUCACUCUUCUCAUUUGGAGGCUUCCUGUAGAAUCUCGAGGAGGUCUACAUCAGGGUAUUAUACCUUUGUUGGAGAAAACUUAGUCACUUGGAGGAGCAAGAAGCAAUCUGUUGUUGCUCGAUCAAGUGCUGAAGUUGAAUUCAGGGCCAUGGCACAUGGAGUUU
This is a messenger RNA of Telopea speciosissima, 346 nucleotides long. RefSeq lists its product as uncharacterized. The transcript is spliced from 2 exons. The record is from RefSeq and is a predicted model, not a curated record. Lineage: Eukaryota; Viridiplantae; Streptophyta; Magnoliopsida; Proteales; Proteaceae. The annotation marks the transcript as partial.